GCAGACCUCCACAGAUCGCCAUUUGUGCUGGGAGUGAGAGGUGGGCUCUUGGUCCAAUAUUUCUACCCGUUGCAAAGUGAUAAAGGGUGCUUAGUGUGUGACCAGUGAUGAAGGGAAGUGUAAAUUGUGUGUAGAGAUGCCAGUUACGUAGAAAAAGCAUCUCGAGUUUAAGAGCAUUUUUUUAAGUUUUGUCCCCCCGUCAAAAUGGCUCAGUCUGUGAACUGUAGCUUGGAUGACAUCGACCUCAAUGCACUGAAGGACCCUGCUGGAAUCUUCGAUCUAAUUGAGGUGGUUGGUAAUGGAACCUAUGGCCAGGUGUACAAGGUACGUCUCAGCUUUAUUUGCUGUAUUGCCAGAUAUAAUAGUUAUGUAAGCCUUCGGGUCGCUGGCUGCAACAGACUGAUUGACCAGGCAGUCAAUAAGGAAGUCAGGCUUCAGACUGGGUUUUGUGAGUAGAAAAACUCUCGAAAC
Cherax quadricarinatus is the source of this 471-nucleotide messenger RNA. NCBI's taxonomy places the organism in Eukaryota, Metazoa, Arthropoda, Malacostraca, Decapoda, Parastacidae. The record is from RefSeq and is a predicted model, not a curated record.